Molecule: messenger RNA, 2503 nt
Organism: Choloepus didactylus (southern two-toed sloth)
Lineage: Eukaryota; Metazoa; Chordata; Mammalia; Pilosa; Megalonychidae
Product: calpastatin-like
Cellular component (GO): cytoplasm
Molecular function (GO): calcium-dependent cysteine-type endopeptidase inhibitor activity
Source: RefSeq, a predicted model, not a curated record
AAGGGGUGUUGGUCACACUCUGUGGCCUGGGCUGGGACUCAAAACUGAAACCAUGGGGCCAAGCCCAAACGGGAAUGAAAACAUCCUGAAAAACCCAGGCCGGAGCAUGGCCGGAGCCUCCCGGCCCUGGAGUGGGACUCAGAGUGACAACUUCUUUGCUGCGACCAGCAAAUCUUCCAGUAUGAAUUCUACAGAGACCAAGGCUAUAAAAACAGAACCAGAGAAGAAGUCACCAUCAACUAAACUAUCUGUGGUUCAUGAGGGAAAAACCCAAGAAGAAAAGCCAAAGGAAUACACAGAGCCAAAAAGCCUACCCAAGCAUGCAUCAGAUACAGGAAAAAAACAUGCUUGUAGUGAAAAAGCAGUUUCUAGAUCAAGUGAGCAGCUGACAUCAGAGAAAUCAACAGAACCAAAGACUAAAUCACAGGACAAGAUUGCUGCUGGUGUGGCUGCAACAUCUGGUAAACCAGAUGACAAGAAAAAAGAAAAAUCACUAACACCAGCUGUACCACCUGAAUCUAAACCGGGUAAACAAUCUGGAAAGUGAGGCAUGGAUGCUGCUUUGGAUGACUUAAUAGACACUUUGGGAGAACCUGAAGAAACUGAACAGGAUAAUACACCAUACACUGGACCAGAAGUUUCAGAUCCAAUGAGUUCCACCUACAUAGAGGAAUUGGACAAAAGAGAAGUCACAAUUCCUCCAAAAUAUAGGGAACUCUUAGCUAAAAAAGAAGGGGUCACAGGACCUCCUGCAGACUCUUUGAAACCCAUAGGGCCUGAUGGUGCUACGGAUGCCUUGUCAUCUGACUUCACCUGCAGUUCUCCUACCACCGGUGGAAAGAAAACUGAAAAAGAGGAAUCUUCGGGAGAGGUUUUAAAAGCUCAGUCAGCUGGGGUAAUCAGAAGUGCAGCUCCACCCCAGGAGAAGAAAAGAAAGGUGGAGAAGGAUACAAUGAGCGAUCAAGCACUUGAUGCCCUUUCUGCUUCUCUCGGCACCAGGGAACCAGAACCGGAGCUUCACCUAAGCUCUAUUAAGGAAGUUGAUGAGGCAAAAGCAAAAGAAGAAAAACUGAAGAAGUGGGGUGAGGAUGAUGAAACAGUCCCAUCUGAGUACAGAUUAAAACCAGCCAUGGAUAAAGAUGGAAAACCCCUAUUGCCAGAGCCUGAGGAAAAAUCACAGCUCCAAAGUGAAUCAGAACUCACUGAUGAACUUUCAGAAGAUUUUAACCAGUCUAAAUGUAAAGAAAAACAAUCUAAGCCAACUGAAAAGACAGAAGAAACUAAGGCCCCUGCCCAGACUCCCGUGGGAGAGACUGUGUCCUGGACCUCGAUGUGUAGUGUCCAGUCUGCACCACCCAAGCCAGCUGCCUCGAAGGGCCCAGUGCCAGAUGAUGCUGUAGAGGCUUUGGCUGGUAGCCUGGGGAAAAAGAGCGCAGAUCCAGAAGAUGAAAAACCUGUGGUGGAUAAAGUCAAGGAGAAAGCCAAAGAAGAGGACCAUGAAAAACUUGGUGAGAAAGAAGAAACAAUUCCUCCUGACUACAGAUUAGAAGAGGUCAAGGAUAAAGAUGGAAAACCACCCCUGCCAAAAGAGACUGAGGAGCAGAUUCCACCCCUGAGUGAAGACCUCCUUCUUGAUGCUUUGUCUGAGGCCUUCUCUGACCCCUCAAACAUUUCAUCCCUUAAAUUCGACGAUGCAAAACUUUCUGCUGUGAUCUCUGAGGUGGUUUCCCAAACCCCAGUGUCAACCACCCACUCUGCAGGCCCAGCUCCUGACCCUCCGCAAAGUGACAACAAAGAACUUGAUGACGCCCUAGACCAACUUUCUGACAGUCUAGGGCAAAGGCAGCCUGACCCAGAUGAGAACAAACCAGUGGAGGAUAAAGUAAAGGGAAAAGCUACUGCUGAACAGAGAGACAAGCUUGGAGAGAGAGAUGACACCAUCCCACCUGAGUAUAGACAUCUCCUGGAUAAAGAUGAUCAGGGAAAACCAGUGAAGCCACCUGCAAAGAAGCCCAAAGAAUCAAAGAAAUCUGCAGAUGACCAAGACCCCAUUGAUGCCCUCUCAGAAGAUUUGGACAGCUGUCCUUCAACUACAGAAACCUCACGGAAAAUGGCAAAGGACAAAGGCCAGAAGACUGCUUCCAGCACCAAAGCACCCAAGGAUGGGGGUAAAGCAAAGGAUGCAAAAAAGGCAAAAGAGGAAGACUCCAAGUCAAAAGCUGAUGAAAGAAAUACAAGUUAAAGGUCACACUAUUUGGUAUCGUCAACUAAAAUCUUCAGCUGUGUAGAUGAUGACUCUUGAAGAACAAAAUGUUUUGGCGACAGAAAGCAAUUUUUCUGGGUGGCUUCUAGACGAUGGUAUAUGUUGAGUCUUUUGACAUCUUGACAUUGGUUUGUUAUUCUUGUCCAGGACAGAAUUUGAAUUUGUCUGGUUCACCUGUGUUAUUGUAUUAAGUAUUGAUAAACUUUGAACUUUUUUUUUAAAUUGCCUUCAGUUGUUGAA